AUGAAUAAAUUUGAUGAAAAUAAUGGCAUUCAUUUACAAACAAUUGUUUCAGAAUUAAAAAAAUUUGCACCACUCUAUCUUGCUGAUGAAAAAUGGGAUAAUGUUGGUCUCUUAGUUGAACCGGAUAUUUCAUAUAUAAAUACUAUUUUGUUAACAAAUGACUUAACUGAACCGGUUAUCAAUGAAGCAAUAGAAAAAAAUGUUCAACUAAUUAUCUCCUAUCAUCCUCCGAUAUUUAGUGGAAUGAAACGAUUAAUACGAUCAAACUGGAAAGAUCGAAUAAUCUUGAAAUGUAUAGAAAAUCGCAUUGCCAUCUAUUCUCCUCAUACAAGUUGGGAUGGAGUAGAAAAUGGUGUCAAUCAAUGGUUGACAACAGCAUUUGGAAAAGUUCAUGAUGAUUUUGAUGUUACACCGAUAGAAACUUUGAAAAUGGAACAAACACCUGGUAAAAAUCAGCACAUUCUAACAAUCGUAUUACCAGGAACUGGUGAAAGUAUUCAAAGACAGUUGAAUGAUGUCAGUGGUGCAUAUAUACAAAGUGAGACGGAAUGUCUUCAUAAUAACUUACCGUCAAAACAAUUGAUGGUGGCCUGUUCAAAAGAAGCUGUAAUAUCAAUUUGCAACAUAUUUAAAGACAAUAUUGAUAUAUUCAAAACAAUUCAGAUUGUCGACGUACAAAAACCAUUGGAUGCAAAUACUGGUUACGGACGUUUAGUAGAAUUAAAACAAACGUGUACAAUAAGUGAAAUAGUUGAAAAAGUAAAAAAUUUAACAAGUUUGAAAUACGUUCGUUUAGCGUUAGCUAGUGGGAAAUCAAUAACUUCAUCUGUGCGCACAAUUGCCGUGUGUGCAGGAUCUGGAUCUACUGUUUUAUCGAAUGUUCGUGCUGAUAUUUAUUUUACUGGCGAAAUGUCUCAUCAUGCCGUUUUAGAUGCUAUUCACCGUGGUACAACUGUUAUAUUAUGUGAGCACACAAAUACGGAACGUGGUUUUCUAAAACAAUUUAGGAAGUAUUUUAUGGAAAUCUGGGAAGGAAAAAUGAACAUAAUUCUAUCGGAAAAAGAUAAAGAUCCAUUAGAAAUUGUUUGA
Didymodactylos carnosus is the source of this 1089-nucleotide messenger RNA. The record is from the annotation of a GenBank genome assembly. NCBI's taxonomy places the organism in Eukaryota, Metazoa, Rotifera, Eurotatoria, Philodinida, Philodinidae.